Camellia sinensis is the source of this 2562-nucleotide messenger RNA. Lineage: Eukaryota; Viridiplantae; Streptophyta; Magnoliopsida; Ericales; Theaceae. The record is from RefSeq and is a predicted model, not a curated record.
AUAUCCCCCCGACUCUCUCUCUCUCUCAAUUUAAACAACAAACCUCUCCCUCUCUCUCCUCCCCAAAUGGACAGGCCAUGAACAACACUAAACCGCCACUCUCAUCUUCAUCAUCACCACCACAACCAAACCAAUUCCCAUUAACCCACACUCUCACUCUCCACUGGGUUUCACCACCACCCUCCAGCACCACCACAUUCAAACCCAAGUUCCCAUUUCGCACACUAGCCACCUCCGCCAACCACCCCACCAAUCCCAACAACCUCUCCCUCUCCACCACCACCACCACCACCACCACCACCACACCUCCCAAUUCCCAACACCAAACUCUCCUCACCCUCCUCCGCCAAAGAAAAACAGACCAAGCUUGGAUUCUCUACACCCAGUGUUCCCACCUCCCUACCCCCACCUGUCUCAGCCGCCUUGUCUCCCAACUCUCUUACCAAAACACCCCCCAAAGCCUCUCUCGAGCCCAGUCCAUCAUCCAACGCCUCCGCCAUGACCACCAGCUCCACCGCCUCGACGCCAACUCCCUCGGCCUCCUCGCCGUCGCUGCAGCCAAGUCCGGCCACACCCUCUACGCCUCCUCCCUCAUCAAAUCCAUGCUCAAAUCCGGCUAUCUCCCCCAUAUCAAGGCCUGGAGCGCCGUCGUCAGCCGCCUCGCCGCCUCCGGUGACGACGGUCCCUCCGAAGCUCUCAAACUGUUUGGUACCGUUCUCCGGCGAGUUCGCCGGUUCUCUGACAAAGAAGUUGUCAGAGACUCGAGGCCUGACACGGCCGCUUUCAAUGCCGUUCUCAAUGCUUGUGCGAAUAUUGGGGAUACUAAGAGGUUCCUCCAACUGUUCGAUGAAAUGCCUGAGUUGGGUUGUGAGCCUGAUGUUUUGACUUAUAAUGUGAUGAUCAAAUUGUGUGCGAGAGCUGAUAGGAAAGAUUUGAUUGUGUUUGUAUUGGAAAUGAUUUUGAUGAAGGAAAUUCCACUUUGCAUGACCACAUUGCAUUCGAUCGUUGCAGCGUAUGUUGGUUUUGGGGAGCUGGAAAUCGCAGAGAGAAUUGUGCAGGCAAUGAGGGAAGGUCGGCGAGACCUUUGCAAAAUUCUAAGGGAAUUGAAUUUUGAAAACCCGAAUCGAAAUGAAAGGGAUGUGUUUGAGAAGUUGCUUCCCAAUUCUAUUGAUUCGAGUAAUUACGAGCCACCAUUGUUGCCUAAGAUAUACACUCCUGACUCUAGAAUGUACACUACUCUUAUGAAGGGUUAUAUGAAACAAGGUCGAGUAAGCGACACGGUCAGAAUGCUAGAGGCAAUGCGCCAUCAAGAAGAUGGUGCUAGCCACCCUGACCAUGUCACUUACACAACCGUUAUAUCGGCGCUCGUGAAGGUGGGAUCAAUGGAUCGUGCACGACAGGUCUUGGCAGAGAUGGCUCGAAUUGCUGUUCCGGCUAAUAGGAUCACUUACAAUAUUCUCCUCAAAGGGUAUUGCCAACAACUACAAAUAGACAAGGCAAAGGAGUUGAUGCGAGAGAUGACCGAUGAUGUAGUGAUUGAGCCUGAUGUGGUCUCGUAUAAUACUUUAAUUGAUGGAUGUAUACUAGUUGAUGAUAGUGCCGGGGCUCUUGCAUACUUCAAUGAGAUGCGAGCGAGAGGAAUCGCUCCUACUAAGAUUAGUUACACCACUUUGAUGAAAGCUUUUGCUUUGUCAGGUCAACCAAAGCUAGCUAACAAGGUGUUUGAUGAAAUGCUCAAAGACCCUCGAGUGAAGGUUGAUUUGGCCGCAUGGAAUAUGUUGGUGGAAGGGUAUUGUAGGUUGGGUUUUAUAGAAGCAGCGAAGAAAAUAGUUGAGACGAUGAAAGAGAAGGGGUUCUACCCAAAUGUGGCUACGUAUGGAAGCCUUGCGAAUGGGAUUGCAGUAGCUAGAAAGCCCGGGGAAGCACUUUUGCUUUGGAACGAAAUCAAGGAGAGGUGUGGGAUGGAAAAGGAAAGGGAGGUUUCUAAUUAUGUUUCUUCAACUAUCCCACCACCGCUGAAGCCUGAUGAAGGUCUCUUGGAUACUCUGGCAGAUGUCUGUGUCCGAGCUGCUUUCUUCAGGAAGGCUCUGGAGAUUGUUGCUUGUAUGGAAGAGUAUGGAAUACCGCCAAAUAAGACCAAGUAUACGAGAAUCUAUGUGGAGAUGCAUUCGAGGAUGUUUACGAGCAAGCAUGCCUCGAGAGCGAGGCAGGACCGGAGGAGCGAGAGGAAGAGAGCGGCUGAGGCUUUCAAAUUCUGGUUGGGAUUGCCUAAUUCUUAUUAUGGGAGCGAGUGGCGGCUUGAACCUGGAGAGGAUUAUGCCUCUGAUUCUGUAUAAUCAUCAGUGGAAGGAAGACUGUCUAUCUACUACCUCUCUGACUCUAUUGUAAGCAGCAGACUUAUGCACUAGGUACGACCAGUUUUCUAAAAGCAAAAGUGUAUUUCAACCUUGUGAAGCUUGAAAUUCAAAUGUAAUUUAUCAUUUGAUUAAUGUAAUAUAUGAAAUAGAUUCCUAAGCAAUCCGGUAUUUAGGUUCAGGAAGAGGGAUAUUUGCCUCGUUGAAA